Hipposideros armiger (great roundleaf bat) is the source of this 5480-nucleotide messenger RNA. It is a transcript of the gene FUT7, whose product is annotated as fucosyltransferase 7. The record is from RefSeq and is a predicted model, not a curated record. The transcript is spliced from 3 exons. NCBI's taxonomy places the organism in Eukaryota, Metazoa, Chordata, Mammalia, Chiroptera, Hipposideridae. Gene Ontology annotation, cellular component: membrane. Gene Ontology annotation, molecular function: alpha-(1->3)-fucosyltransferase activity. The coding region runs from base 2037 to 3131 and encodes 364 amino acids.
UCUGUGGCAGGGGCCCGGGCCAGCCUGGCCGUACAAACAGGAAGGGCAGAGGUGCUGGCAGCUAGAAGCCAGGUCGCUCACAGGCUGCGGAAGGAUCAACUCCUUCCUGUGUGCCCCCGCCCUCCGCUGGGUGCCUGCCACAGGGAGAGCAGGUGGGCUGAAGCAGGCCUGAAGCAGGGUGUGGCUCCUCUGGGGCCCCCCUGCCAGGAAAGAGAUGCCAGGGUGGGGCCAAAGGCCCAGUGCCACCACGAUCACCUCCCCAAACAUUGGGGUGGCUGGAAGGGUGGGGGCUGGUGACAGUCACCUGCUCUGGUCAGGCCCUCACGCUGACCAGUGGGAUCCAGGCCUGGCUGCUGCUUCUAUGCCUUGGGUCUGCCAGAUGGUUUCCGACAGAUCCCACAGCCCUGCCUCCCUCCUUCGCUAUUGCUCAAGGCCCCACCGCAGCUCAGAGGCUCUGUAGGGGGUGGGGAGCCUCAGAGGGGCCAAACUGCCCCCGUCUCCUGCACUUGCCUCUGUCCCCCAUGGGCCUGCUGCCAGCUCCCAGGUUCCCGCCCUGAUGGCAGUCUGGUCCUCACUAGGGGGCAGGAGCUGGAGGAGGCCAGCUGCCCUGAGGAGGGCAGGACAGAGAAGGCAGGGCAGAGGGAGGCCCACAGGAUGGCAUGGGUGGCAGACCUGGCCAACGGUUCCUGGUUGCUGUUCCUUUUAUGACAUCUGGCCCGUAGCCUCCAAGAACCUCACCAGCCUGAGGCCUCCAGGACGCUAAGCGUGCAGGCUGGGAUCUGCCCUGCCAUUUUCAGGACCAAGCAAGAGUCCAGCUGCGGAGAAGGAAGCUAACGGAACACCGUCUCGGCUGAGAGUGGGGUGCAGGUUGGAGAUAAGGGAAGCCUGACUGUGCUUGCUGGCCACAUCUCUAGCUCAGAAAAACUAGAUCAAAAAGGGAAGGAACUGGACCUCCAGGCCAUGGCCUCCGGGCUGGCUGGAGCGGGGGGGAGGGGGGGGGGACUCUGGACUUUAGCCUUCCUUUUCCUGGAGCGGGAGCCAGCCCCCUGCCCGCCCGCGUCAGGGACACAAAGACUCCUUCCCUUUCCAGCUUGGAAAGCCCCCUCCCACCCUCAUCCUGGGCUGUGGGGCCUGGAGGAAGAGACCUGGAGCCCCCAAGGGCAGCCCUCCCACCCCAAGUCCUGCCCAUCAGCAGCUCUUCCCAGCCCGGCCAGGACUCUGGGCCUACCCCCAGUCUGGGACUUCUACGGACAUGUGGCCUGGAACAGGGAAAGAAGGCCCUGCGGCUGCCCACUGUGGACAUGUGCCAGAGCCUUGUGUGGACAGACACUCCUAGGACCCCGGGAAUCUGGGUUCUGGCACAAGGUGUCCUAGAGGGCAGGGGUGGGGUGGGGUGGCCCAGUUAGAAGCAAUGGGAGAAAGCUCAGCCUCCUGGCAGAGCUGAGCACAGCACAUCUGCAGCAUGAGGGGCUGGGAACCCACGGUGGAGCUGACAGCUGGUGAGCAAGGGAAGUAGGUGAUGCCACACUGGGAGGGCUGGCGUUGGCCUGCAGCUCAGUGUGUCGUGGUGUCCAAGGGAAGCACGUCCACGGGCCCAGGUCUGGGUCCUCAAUGUCCGGGAGCCCUCUGGGGAGGGGCUGCCUCCAGCCAGGAUGGCCUCCCCUUCCCUGAGGCUCAGUGGCCCCGCUCCCUCCCCUGUCUCUUGUGCCUGCCCAGAGGCCAGCAGGGGUAGGGGGCAUGGAAGUGGGCACAACUUGGCGCCCCUCCUGUAACUGCCUCCCCCAGCAGCCAGAGGACUAGAGGGAGGCGGGGUGAGGGUGGUGGUUCAUGUCAAAGGUCACCUCCAGGGCGGGGGCAGGGGCGGGGCAGGGGUGGGAAGGUACCCUGGUUUCCCUCAUCCUGGGCAGAUGAAAGAAGUGUGCUUCCAGGUGGGGUUGGGUGCAGCACGCAGCUGUGAUUUCAGGGUGCCUCUGCCUGGUGGCUGCCGUGAUUUGAAAGCCUGGGGUUUCUUGGGUGCCUGAUUCUGGGAGCUGCAGAUGAAUAAUGCCGGGCGUGGCUCCACCCAGAAGCUCCGAGCCCUGUGGGGCCUGGCCGGGGUGGCCCUGCUCACGGUCCUCUGGCUGCUGUGGCUACUCCGCUGGGCCCCUGGGGCAGUCCCGGAACCCCAGUCCACACUCACCAUCCUCAUCUGGCACUGGCCCUUUGCCAACCAGCCCCCGGAGCUGCCCAGCAACACCUGCAGCAGAUACGGCGUGGCCCACUGCCACCUGAGCACCAACCGCAGCCUGCUGGCCACUGCAGAUGCAGUGGUAUUCCACCAUCGCGAGCUGCAGACCCAAAAGAUCCGCCUGCCCCUGGCUGAGCGGCCACAUGGGCAGCCCUGGGUGUGGGUCUCCAUGGAGUCGCCCAGCCACACUCAUGGCCUCGGCCGCUUCCAGGGCGUCUUCAACUGGGUGCUCAGCUACCGCCGCGACUCAGACAUCUUCAUGCCCUAUGGUUGCCUGGAGCCCCAUGAGGGGCCUGCACCGCCGCUGCCGGCCAAGAACGGGGUGGCCGUCUGGGUGGUCAGCAACUUCCAGAAGAGGCAGCGGCGCGUGCAGUUGUACCAGCAGCUGGCACCUCACCUGCGGGUGGACAUGUUUGGCCAUGCCAACAGGCGGCCACUGUGCACCAACUGCCUGCUGCCCACUGUGGCCCGGUACCUCUUCUACCUGGCCUUUGAGAACUCGCAGCACCCAGACUACAUCACUGAAAAGUUCUGGCACAACGCACUGGCGGCCGGCACCGUGCCGGUGGUGUUGGGGCCCCCCAGGGCCACCUACGAGGCCUUCGUACCACCUGACGCCUUCGUGCAUGUGGACGACUUUGGCUCGGCCCAAGAGCUGGCUGCCUUCCUCACCGGCAUGAACGAGAGUCAGUAUCGGAGCUACUUUGCCUGGCGACAUCGGUUCCGUGUGCGGCGGUUAGUCGACUGGCAGGAGCGCUUCUGUGCCAUCUGUGCCCGCUACCCCCACCUGCCCCGGGACCAGGUCUACCAGGACCUCCAGGGCUGGUUCCAGGCCAGAACUCCGCAGGCAGGGGAGGCGAGGCUGGCUGGGUGCGGGCGGUGUGGGUCGACAGCUGGGUGUUGAAAUCAAACCACCAGGCAUCCGGCUCCCCAGGCAGCCAUCAGGCUAAUGUGGAGGUGGGGGUGGGAGGCCAGGAGCAGAAUGGGGGAGGAAUGGGCGGGUCUGGGCAGGCUGCCUGGAGGAAGAGGCUGGUGGGCAUUGGGGCAGGCAUUUGGGGGUGGAGGUGAGAGCAGGGAGGGAGUUAAUGGGGGUGCAUGUUGCUGAGGCCCAUUGAAGACCAGAGGCUGCUAAGGCCCUCCCUCCCGACCUUGAUCAAAUCUUGGGUGGGUCAAGGCUGAACCCUUGAUGUGGGCAUGUGAGGAUGUGGGGCUGAGACAGGCUAGAGGCAGGGCCCUUGGGGCUGAAGACAUGCCAUCCUGUGGUUUGUGGGGACAAACCCUGGGUCCCCCGAGCCUCCUCUGCACCCAAGGUCCCAGGAUGUGCAGUCACGCCGUCCACCCCACCCAUAGUUCUGGAGCUCCAGUGUGCCGGUCUGUGUAGGCUGGGGCCCUGGGCUGAGGGAGCCAGGUGGUCCUUACAGCUAUCUCCACGACCGCACCCCCCCACCCCCACACUAAUUUCUGACCUAAUGAGGUCUUGUGGGAGUGUCUCGGAACAAUGAGACCUGUGUGGAAUGAUAUCCGUUAUCUCCCUUUAUUUGCAUAGGGUGGGACACAAUGGCGCUGUCCUGGGGGCUGUGCAGGCUGUGUGAAGGCACAGUACAUGUUGGAAUACAGUGGGAGCUGGUUAAUGGAAAACAGCCUUAAGGCACGUAGCACAUGGGUCUUCGAGUAAUCCAAUUUCACUUCCUUUGAAAUUUUCUCAAUAAAAGCCAAAAGAAGACCCGAUUCGGGGCUCAGUCUUACAGGCUGAGCUCUGCCCACUCCCCUUGGUCUCGUUCCUAUCUGACUUUUGUCUCAUGAGUACUUAUUCAAUCUGCGUCUCCCCUCUCGUGUCCCAUUUGUGUGGCAAGGGACGCUAAACAUGACAUCUGGCGCCCAACUGUGGGAGCUCAAAGAAAGGAAGGCGGACUACAAAUCUUCACCACGGAUUUCAUGGCGCAGACCCCAGGAUGGGCUGGCACUCUACUUGGUGCUGAAGAACAUCCUUUGUGGGUACCUGGCCAGUGUGUCAAACCUUAUCAUGAGCGACACGCCCAAGAAAAGAAAGUCAAUAUGGCAGAAGAUUGCAAGAUAUGAUUGGCCUCCUAAUUGGCCUGUAGUGGAGGAUACUCGACCUUCGGCACCUCCAAUGAUUGUGAUAUCUAAUCUCUCACUUCAACCAGCCCACCCAAGGCCAACAGCUCCUUCAGCUUUUCUUGUAAUUACUAUCUUACAUAGAACUGAAAGGUUUAUUGGCCUUUUGAUAGCAGCAAUAAUGGGUAUAAUAGCUAUAACCACUGUUGCUGCUGUCUCUGGAGUGGCUCUUCACCAAAUGGUGCAGACUAUUCAAUUUGUACAAUAAUGGCAUGAAAAUGCAAGUAAAACUUGGAGUCAGCAAUUGAGAAUUGAUCAAGAGAUCAGCAUACGUUUGGCUAACUUAGAAACAACUGUUGUUUCUCUUGAUGAUCAAUUGGAAAGUCUCCGGACUAUGAUCACUUUAAAGUGUGAUUGGAAUGUUUCCACUUACUGUGUAACUCCUUUUUCUUACAACCAGACAUGUACCCCAUGGUCUGAGGUACGAGCUCAUCUUUUGGGACAUGUGCCCAACCUGACUGUAGAUAUUCUGCAGUUGCAACAAGAAGUGGAUCAGAUGUCAUCUGCGAAUCUCCAGCUCCUCCGGGAGAGGAUGCCCUUUCCGCGGCUGCGGAAGGAUUGUCUACUCUGAACCCACUCACAUGGAUGAAAAACCUCGGUGAAGGUUUUGCUGGUGCUUUUGCACUCCUAUAUAAUCAUUCUGUUUCUGUUUUGUCUAGUCGUCCGGUGUGGACAGCAAACCCUCUGGCGGGCCAUAGAUGAAGAAACUGCAAAGUCCGUGUUUCUCCUUCUACAAAAACAGAAAGGGGGAGAUGUUGCCUUACAGCUACCUCCACGACCGCCCCCCGCACUAAUCCCUGACCUAACGAGGUUCUGAGGAAGUGUCUCGGAAAGCUGAGACCCGGUGGAAUGAUAUCGGUCAUCUCCCUUUAUUUGUAUAGGACGCGGCACAGUGGCACUGUCCUGGGGGCUGUGCAGGCUGUGUGAAGGCACAGUACAUGUUGGAAUACAGUGGGAGCUGGUUAAUGGAAAACAGCCUUAAGGCACGUGACACACGAAUCUUUGAAUAAUCCAGUUUCACUUCCUUUUAAAUUUUCUCAAUAAAAGCCAAACGAAGACCCGAUUCGGGGCUCAGUCUUACAGGCUGAGCUCUGCCCACUCCCCUUGGUCUUGUUCC